Molecule: messenger RNA, 1493 nt
Organism: Mesocricetus auratus (golden hamster)
Lineage: Eukaryota; Metazoa; Chordata; Mammalia; Rodentia; Cricetidae
Product: short-chain dehydrogenase/reductase family 16C member 6
Exons: 6
Coding region: 19-969 (316 amino acids)
Cellular component (GO): lipid droplet
Molecular function (GO): oxidoreductase activity, acting on the CH-OH group of donors, NAD or NADP as acceptor
Source: RefSeq, a predicted model, not a curated record
UUCCUUCAAUCCAUCAUCAUGAAUGCGGUGGCAGACACAGCCGUGUUUUUUGGAAAAUUUCUAUAUUACUUCUUAGAAUCUGUAGUUUUCAAGAUAAUUCCUAAAAGGAAAAAGAAUGUUGCUGGAGAGAUCGUACUUAUAACGGGAGCCGGAAGUGGACUUGGAAGGCUACUGGCCAUGCAUUUCGCCAGCCAUGGGGCCAUUUUAGUUCUCUGGGACAUUAAUCAAGAAGGCAACAUGGAAACAUGUAGACUGGUCAAAGAGAAAGGUGAUGUGAAAGUCUUUGCCUAUAAGUGUGACUGCAGCAACAGGAAAGAGGUCUACAGGGUCGCCAAUCAGGUUAAAGAAGAAGUUGGUGAUGUCACCAUUCUCAUUAAUAAUGCAGGUGUUGUAACAGGGAAGCUCUUCCUUGAUAUUCCAGAUCACAUGGUAGAAAGAUCAUUUCUUGUCAAUGCCCUCUCUCAUUUCUGGACAUGUAAGGCCUUCCUUCCUGCCAUGAUUAAAGCUGACCAUGGUCACCUGGUCUGUAUUUCAAGCAUUGCAGGACUAGUGGGUACUAAUAGACUAUCAGAUUACUCUUCAAGCAAAUUUGCAGCCUUUGGCUUGGCUGAGUCCCUCUUCCUUGAAUUAGCUAUGCUAAGAAAAUCUAAAGUUAAAAGCACCAUCGUUUGCCCAUAUUUCAUCAAAACUGGAAUGUUUGAAGGCUGUGCAACCAAGUAUCCCCUUCUGCUACCUCUACUGGAUCAGGAGUAUGUGGCUCAGAAAGUCUUCAGUGCUAUCUUAGAGGAACAAGUUUACCUCUUCAUACCCAAGUUUUCAUAUUUUGCAUUAUUUCUCAAACAAAUAAUAUCUGCAAAAAUGAUGAUUGCGCUUAGUGAGUACCUUGGCAUGGACACCUGUAUGACGUCAUUCAAAGGAAGAAUAAAAGCAGAAGAAGAACAGGCUGAAACAGAAAGGAAACAGCAAUAACCUGAGUCUCAAAUAUGAUAAUCACAUACACAGAUGAGACAGUACACUGUUUGGAAUCGCCCUAGCAGUUGCAUUAUGCCAGCCAACUUAGAAUCUUUUGAAAAAUUGCAGCUUCUCUUCCCAGGAGAGAGUUUACACUGGGCUUUUCCUUUUCUUCACUCUCCUCCGAUUUUUUUUCCCUUGAACAGGUUCUCAAUAUAGUGUCUAGGCUGGCAUCUCAUAAUGAUCCAUGCUUUAGUUCUGAGGGUUGGAUUUGUAGACACACAUCACCACACUUAAAUAUUUUUAACACUUAUAUUAUCUAUCCAGAUUCCCAAGUAAUUCUUCAGUUUUGGAAAUAAAAAUGUCACAGUCUUCUCAGUGAACUCUGAGCAUGCAGAUUAUGUUUAUAUAAAAUGUUAAUGCAAAUUGACCCUAAUCUUAUUUGAAAAGCAAAUAUAAGACACUUCCAGGAAAGAGGUAAUUAUUAGUAAUGAGGUUAUAAAUUAGUGUUGUAAACAGAUAAUUUUCAAUGUCCUAUUUAA